Molecule: messenger RNA, 173 nt
Organism: Racocetra persica
Lineage: Eukaryota; Fungi; Glomeromycota; Glomeromycetes; Diversisporales; Gigasporaceae
Source: the annotation of a GenBank genome assembly
GCCCACAAUUAAAGUUGCAUGAGAAAGGAGGCGUUCCACAAUUAGUGGAAGAUAGUUGUCCAUUACAGCUCAGAUCCGAAUUUGCAAAAGUGCAAGAUGUAGUAUUUGCAGUGCAGCUUCCACAUGUUAAUGUACAAGGGAGGGUACCAGUACAACCAGUAGUGAUAAAUUGA